UAAACAAACCGGCUCGUUCGGCACGAAAAUCAUAACCGGAAUUUAAAAUCGUAAUCAUUGCUGUAAUUAUGGACAAAACGGUGAUUAGAAGAGUUAUCUCCGACUUAAGUGAAGCUAAACCAGCAGAUCUCAACUUAAAUCGACUGCAAAGUAUCAUCGGUGCUGCACAGGCGCAAAUUUCCAGCCAAUCGGAGGUCGUUGACCCGGACCCGUUAUGGAGCACUUCGGCCGCCUACCUGUUGGUCCAGCAUCAGUUCCUAACGACUUGCUUGGUUCAGAAGAAAGUGUUUGCGGACAAUCCGCUAAACCCUACCCAAGAAGAGGACGUCGUCAGCCUACAGGAACUGGAUCAAUUUUUCAGAGCUACCGAUGUAAUAAGACAGUUUACUCUCAAUCUUUAUCUUCCCAAAGAACUGAGGAGCCUAACGAAAUGCGACCUAAAGUUGGUCGUUGUUAAUUUGGACCACCAGGAGCAGAUUCGAAGGUUGACGUUUUGCCUUGAAGCGUUCCUGAAAUUGUUCAUGGUAAAAUUCGCCGUGGUGGACAAAAGGAUGGAAAAUAGCAUCUUGGAUUACAUAGCUGGAGUUUUUGAACUUCACUAUCUAAAAAACUCAAUCCAGGAUCUACCCAAUGAUCCCUUAUUUCAGAAUUUUGAUUUAUUUUCAACCGAGAUUCUUUUCAAAAGUUUGCUCAUUAUCAAAGGGAAGCCAGAUCUUCCCACAGAUUUGGCAAAACAAAUCCAUCUGGAGCUUCUAAGACGCACCGGAUUAAAGGGUGGCUUCCCUGUUCUUUGUAAAACUCUCUUGGUAAAUGUUCCAUCGGAUGAGACUCCAGUCUGGCAGAAAAGUAAAGUUAUUGCCAAAAUUGUCGGUUGCAAAGGUCACACGAAAAAUUUUUACCGUCAAGUCCUACAAGAUUGCUUCGAGUUCAACGAAGCGUCUCUCCAGAAAAAUAACGAGGAAAGUCUGAACUUUGCAAGCACUUGCAUCGAAUGCUGUAAGCAAAUUUAUCAACUACCACCGGCUUACGCAGAACUGAGAAAAACAAUAGAAACCUACUUCGUGUCACGAUUCGAUUUGUUGCACCAACCUACGGAACUACUUAGUGGAACCAUUAUCCUUGAACAAUCUCAACUGGCAGCGGACAUCUACCUCAACUACAUGGCUUUCAGUGGCUCUUCAUGUUCUUCACUCAAUUCUUCGAUUCUCAUUCCAUAUCUACAAAUUUUUCUCAAACUUACCACCCUUCUGCCAUCUCAAAUCAGCGAGCGGAAACAACUCAACCAUUUAAUAAUCUUUUGUUUAGCCAAUCGAGAAAAAUCGGAACUCGAAACCGUUCUAUCCGAUUUGCUCUUCGAAACCAGCAGUUCUUCCCAAAUGAGAAAGUUUCAUCCGAGAAUCGUCGUUAAAAAGGAACCGAACAAUGAUGAAACCUAUUCGAUUUUGGUGGGAUCAACCAAGGGUGCCGGAAUUCCUUCUGAGGUGGGUGUGGAUGGCGAGAUGCAGUCGUCCUCUUUGGAUGAUCAAGAGGACAGUACGAUACCGGUGAUGGUUGAAGUGCUAAAGGAUUCUAACCGAAAUUUACUCAUUUAUGAUGUGUUCUUGGUGCUGCUGAAGCUGGUCGAGCGGAUUAGUGCGAACUCACCCAAAACCCUCCUAUUGGAUCCCGAGGAACGUGAAGCAAUCGACUGCAAGCAGUUCUACCGAAAAUACGUGCUCAUCAACGCCCUGAUGGAAUUGAUCAGCCACAAACACUUCCACAGCCAGCUGUACGACAAUCCGUCCGAGAUGCUCGCUUUCCUGGAAGGACUUCUCAAAUCGAACACGGAACAGCGCCAACCCAAUGAGGAUUUGCUAGCCUUGGUACUGUCGAUAUUCCAGGAGUAUUUGCAGCGAUUGCAAUCGCGAAGCGAUGUUCAACGAAUUGUGAUUUUGCUGCAAAAGUUUCAAAGUUCCGAUACUUGUAGUGAACAGUUGAGGAGCCAAAUUGAACAAAUUUUCGUUAGAAGUAGUCCUGAUUUGGAUGAGGAAACACCAUAUCGGAAUGCCUUGAGUUUAUGUUCCGAUCGGGAAGCGUAUUGUAAAGUGUACGGAACAACUCUGAUGAUAAAACUGUUACAAACUCGUGACAAAGAAACGGUGACCAAUAAACACGCCAUUCUGGUGCUAGCUCUGAAUAAUUUGCGAAAUGUCGAAAGCUACGCGUUUUUAAACUCAGUGCGAUUGCUGGUGGCCUUGUGUGAUGUUCUGGAAUCUGACACAAUCGAAACGCUUAUCAAAGAGUUUAAUAGUGUUGGAAAUGAGGUGGAUUUCCGGCUGAAAAUUGGCGAAGCAUUGGUGAAAACCGUAGAAACGUUGGGACCCAUUGCUUAUAACUACAAGGAACAGCUGAUCAAUUGUUUCAUAAACGGAAGCAAAAGUUUAACGGAUGAGAUCCGAUCCUCAAGCUUGUCGAAUCUAGGAAAUAUCUGCAAAAUUCUUUCGUAUCAAGUGCACCACUUUUUCUAUGAGAUGUUCCUGGUCAUUAAAUCGGCAAUCGAAACAGAUACCUACCUCCCGGUUCGACGAGCGGCCAUACUCAUAUUUUCGCAGCUCAUUGAAGGAAUUGAUAAUCUCCUAAGCUUCGACACCUACCUUUUGCCGAUGUAUCGCUUCCUGAAGCACAUUAUAGCGACCGAAAAGGACGACGUGACUCGGCUGCAGGCAGCCGUCGCCCUCGAUCACCUGUCGGCUAAAACGAAGGACUUGCUGACUUCCCUGCAAACCACGAAGCUGGAGAAGGAAAUUCGGAUAUUUGGAAUUAAGGAUCACCAGUAAAGGUACGACAAAAAAACACAUUUCGUUUAAAAUGGUAGACUAAAAAGCCAGAGGUGCUCAGUUUUAUUGUUCGAUAACACAGCGCACACUUACAAUCUAGCACGAUAAGCUUACUUAAAUAAUUCGAACUAAAGCGACGAUGAUGAUGGUGAUGAUUUUGAUGAUGACGAUGAUGGUGAUGUUUCGGAUGGUUGAGAUUAAUCUAUAUGAGAAUAUUUCUUACGGACUAAAAAGUCUUGGAGAAGGCAAAUGAUUCUUAUUGAUGAAGGUGCAUCUUAAGGUUUGUUUUUUUUUUUUUGGAUGAGUGAUGAGGUACCUUACUAAAUUCUUCAUUGAACGAAUAGCUAUCGGGCUUUAUAUCAAAUUCGAUUGUCUAUUAGGCAAGCAUAUAAGUAUUGGAAUAGUCUAGUGUUGAACUUGCACAGAAAAGUAGAAUUUUGUACAUUUGGUCUAAAUAUUAGGGGCAUAUAUAUUAUAUUGAUUAUCGAUUACGCUACUGUAAGGGACGCUAAUAGAUUUAUGCUCAAUCAUUUUAGAGAUAUUGAGUGUUUGUCCACUUCGCUUUUUUGAGUGAUAUUGUUGCUUAAAUUCUUUAUCAGAUUUUCAACUAUACUCACGAUCUUUUUACGAUUUAGUUAAUAAAAUUUCGAAAUUUGAAGUCAAAUUUAAAAUACAUCUAAACUUAGAAAAUUGUUUGAAAAUUCUUAUGUCAAAUUAUGAUCAAUUUUAUUUUUAUUCAAAUACGACCUGCAACGGAUGUUAUCAACAUUCCUCUCACAAAAUCAGAUCAAAAUCAAACCUUUCGAUUUUAACCUAAUAAGAACUCGAAAUGUUCUAAAAUGUGAGCCAAUAAAGUGCUUCCGAAAACAUGAGAAAAUCACCUCUCAUCGGACAAACAGAUCAAUAAAAACAAGAGAGCAUAACUUUCGUGAAGGACAGACACAUCAAGCAGUUAGUUUAGUUGUAAAAUCUAAAACUUACUGUUAACCAGUCGUGGUUAUUUCGAAUAAAAUAUAAGUAGUGUUCUUAUCCGCCUAC
Molecule: messenger RNA, 3854 nt
Organism: Uranotaenia lowii
Lineage: Eukaryota; Metazoa; Arthropoda; Insecta; Diptera; Culicidae
Gene: Tango6
Product: transport and Golgi organization protein 6
Exons: 4
Coding region: 69-2816 (915 amino acids)
Biological process (GO): protein secretion
Source: RefSeq, a predicted model, not a curated record